This is a messenger RNA of Dentiscutata erythropus, 1848 nucleotides long. Lineage: Eukaryota; Fungi; Glomeromycota; Glomeromycetes; Diversisporales; Gigasporaceae. The record is from the annotation of a GenBank genome assembly.
AUGGAUGAACCCGAUGAAAAUGAACAUGAUAUGGCUUCAAUUGAACAUGACGAAAAUGAAGUAUUACUUCCUGAGAAAAUGGCUGAAGAAAUUUUUAAUAAAAUUUCACUAGUUGGAUCUGAUGAAUUUUUCGAAAAUGAAUUGAAUGGAAUUAAUUUUAAAUCAAACAUUGUGUUAGACGGAUUUAAAGACGAAGAUGAUACACCUCAAGAAAUUGCAAAAAAAAUUGCAAAUUUGAUAAGUGAUAGCGAUGGCUAUUAUUACAUUUAUUUCAAUUACUAUAGUUCAAAAAAAAAUAAUGACCUAUAUACAUUUCAAUAUCGAUGUUCUCAAUGUCGAAGUUUAGCAAAAAAACCUCGUAAGCAUCAAGAUCUUGAAUGUCAAAGAGACCGUGAAUCAAUUGAACGUUUUGAUUGUAGUGGAACACUCAGAAUUUCUAUAAAUAUGAUAGAUAACCAUGCAUCUAUUUACCUUAAACAUGAGAUUCUUCACAAACGACCUAAAAGAAAUAGAGUUACAGAAGAAAUCAAAAAUGAAAUUAAAGCCAACCUUCAUUUAAUGCCAAGCGACAUUUAUAGAAGAUUAGAGCAUAAUUACCCUGAAAUAACACAAAAGCAAAUUCACGCAUGGUGGACAACAUUUAUUAAAAAAAAAUUUAUCUUAUUGUAUUUGGGAAUGGACCAACUUAUUUGUAUGUAUACGGAUAAAGAUCUUGCUCAGAUAUCAGCUAUACGAAAAGUGUGGCCUAAUAUUAAAAUUCAAGUUUGCUACUGGCACUUCAAAAAAGCUCUUAAAAAACGAUUAGCAGAUAAUACUUUACCUCAAAGAAUAAUAUAUAGCUCAUAUGACGCACAUAGCACGUUUAGCUUUAUUGAUAUUGAAUUUUAUCCUGAAUUACCUGAAAACAGGUCUAAGGCAAGAAAUAAUUUUAUGUUUUGUCCCAAAAACCUGCGACCAAGAAUAAUCUCAAUGAUGGAACAUCAUAUGCAUUUGCAUUCGCUUAUUCCUAAUUCGGAAGGAACUUUUAUAACACAAGAAGAAAUCUGGAAAUAUUGUACAAAAGAAAUGUAUGAAUUCUGUGUCACUAACAAUCUUAAGCACCUUUGGUCAUAUAUGUGGCAAAAUUGGUAUCGUGGCGAACUUUGGCCUUUGUGGGCACGUUCAUCAAUAUCUGAUCGAAUUUAUCUUGUAAUUUACAUUCUUAUUGCACAACUUACACCACAUCAUCAGCAACAGUAUUACAAAUAUUAUUCUGGUCGUGAGAUGCCUUCAUGGCGCAAAGAAUUUAAAAAAGAAUUUAAAAAAGAAUGGGGCAUAUUGACAAAAAAAAAACUUAAUAAUACUUACUUGACUAAUGUUGAAAACUGGUUUUGCAAUUGUACUAGAUUUUUACUGAACCGAUUUUUUUUAUGCAAACACCUCAUUCAAUUGUCUUCUUUUAUUGCUAAUCCAUCCUUUUUUCGUAAUGUUCAACGUGAGAGGUACAUAUCCAUUUAUAACUUUACUACUCAAGAAACUUCUUCAAUUCGUAGACCAUUAUUAUCAGUAACAAACAAUUUAUCAACAAUGUCAUCGAAUUAUGCAUCUAAUAAUUCAUUAGCUGAUGUCACUGCAGUAACAGAUAAUGAUAAUUCUGAUCAACUUUUUGAAAAUUACGAGUCAAUUUUACAAGAUGCACUUUUAAUCGUACAAGAACAACGUAAAGCCAACAAUAUUAAAUGGGCACAAGCUGUUGAGAAAAGCUUUGAAGGAAUUAGUACCAUGGUAACGGAUAUUAAGAAAUAUAAGCGAAGAAUAACGAAUCCAAGAACAUGGAAAGACCAUAAUAAGUAUACCAUGUUCUUGUAA